AGUGGAGGCGGUUGGUGGGGUUGGCGGGGCUCAGGGCCGCGGCGCGGGCGGCGGUUUGGGGACUGCGGGAGGGCCGAGCGGAGCGCACAGCGGCCCGCAGUGUGACCUCGGCGCGGCGCGGCGUCAGCGAUCGAACCCCGCGCGGCCGGGGCGCCCGCGACCGGGCCCAUGGCCUCCUCCUGCGCGAGCAUCGACAUCGAGGACGCUACGCAGCACCUGCGGGACAUCCUCAAGCUGGACCGGCCGGCGGGGGGCCCCAAUGCAGAGAGCCAGCGGCCACCAAACACCUACAAUGGGGACCUCAAUGGGCUCCUGGUCCCAGACCCUCUCUGCUCGGGUGACAGCUCCUCAGCAAGCAAGUCUGGCCUCCGCACCAUGCCACCUCUCAGCCUGCAGGAGAAGCAGGUCAUCUGCCUGUCAGGAGAUGACAGUUCGACCUGUAUCGGGAUCUUGGCUAAAGAGGUGGAGAUUGUGGCCAGCAGUGACUCGAGCAUCUCAAGCAAGGCUCGCGGGAGCAACAAGGUGAAAAUCCAGCCCGUCGCCAAGUACGACUGGGAACAGAAGUACUACUAUGGCAACCUGAUUGCUGUGUCCAACUCCUUCUUGGCUUACGCCAUUCGGGCUGCCAACAAUGGCUCCGCGAUGGUGCGGGUGAUCAGCGUGAGCACUUCGGAGCGGACUCUGCUCAAGGGCUUCACGGGCAGCGUGGCCGAUCUGGCCUUCGCGCACCUCAACUCGCCACAGCUGGCCUGCCUGGACGAGGCCGGCAAUCUCUUCGUGUGGCGCUUGGCCCUGGUUAAUUGCAAGAUUCAGGAAGAGAUCUUGGUCCACAUCCGGCAGCCAGAGGGCACGCCGCUGAACCACUUCCGCAGGAUUAUCUGGUGCCCCUUCAUCCCCGAGGAGAGUGAGGACUGCUGUGAGGAGAGCAGCCCCACGGUGGCCCUGCUGCAUGAAGACCGGGCUGAGGUGUGGGACCUGGACAUGCUCCGCUCCAACCACAGCACCUGGCCAGUCGACGUGAGCCAGAUCAAACAGGGUUUCAUCGUGGUCAAAGGCCACAGCACAGUGGGUGUAAAGCCAGGCUCUUUGGGUUCUUCCCAGUGUCUGAGUGAGGGGGCCCUCUCCCCAGACGGGACUGUCCUGGCCACCGCGAGUCACGAUGGCUUUGUCAAGUUCUGGCAGAUCUACAUUGAGGGCCAGGAUGAGCCCAGGUGUCUGCAUGAGUGGAAGCCUCAUGACGGGCGCCCCCUCUCCUGCCUCCUCUUCUGUGACAACCACAAGAAACAGGAUCCUGACGUCCCUUUCUGGAGGUUCCUCAUCACCGGUGCUGACCAGAACCGAGAGCUUAAGAUGUGGUGCACGGUGUCCUGGACCUGCCUGCAGACCAUCCGCUUCUCCCCGGAUAUCUUCAGCUCCGUGAGCGUGCCCCCCAGCCUCAAGGUUUGCCUGGACCUCUCUGCGGAGUACCUGAUUCUCAGCGAUGUGCAGCGGAAGGUCCUGUACGUGAUGGAGCUGCUGCAGAACCAGGAGGAGGGCCGGGCCUGCUUCAGCUCCAUCUCCGAGUUCCUGCUCACCCACCCCGUGCUCAGCUUCGGCAUCCAGGUUGUGAGUCGCUGCCGGCUGCGGCACACGGAGGUGCUGCCUGCCGAGGAGGAGAACGACAGCCUCAGCACUGAUGGGCCCCACGGAGCUAAUCCCACGGAGGCCGCGGCCGGCGUGCUCAUCAAGCUCUUCUGCGUGCAUACGAAGGCAUUGCAAGAUGUGCAGAUCCGCUUCCAGCCGCAGCUGAACCCUGACGUGGUGGCCCCCUUGUCCACCCACCCUGCCCACGAGGACUUUGCCUUCGGGGAGUCCCGGCCCGAGCUGGGCUCCGAGGGCCUGAACUCCGGCGCGCACGGCUCGCAGCCCGACCUCCGGCGCCUGGUGGAGCUGCCGGCUCCCGCCGACUUCCUCAGCCUGAGCAGCGAGGCCAAGCCCAAGCUGAUGACGCCCGACGCCUUCAUGACACCCAGCGCCUCCCUGCCGCAGAUGGCGGUGUCCCCCGGCGGCAGCUCCAGCUCCAGCUCCAGCUCGUCUCUCACAGCCGUGUCUGCCAUGAGCAGCACCUCCACGGCGGACUCUGCCUUGCCCAGGCCCCCCGAGGAGCUGGCCCUGAGCCCGAAACUGCAGCUUGAAGGUGGCCUGAGCGUGAGCAGCGGCAGCCUGCAGGGCAGCCCCCGCGGCCUCCUGCCCGGCCUGCUCCCAGGCCCGGCCGACAAACUCCCUCCCAAGGGGCCGGGCCAGGUACCUACUGCUGCCUCUGCACUGUCCCUGGAGCUACAGGAAGUGGAGCCCCUGGGGCUCCCCCAGGCUUCUCCCAGCCGCACCCGUUCCCCCGAUGUUAUCUCCUCAGCUUCCACCGCCCUGUCCCAGGACAUCCCCGAGAUUGCGUCUGAGGCCCUCCCCCGUGGCUUUGGCGCCUCUGCGCCUGAGGGCCUGGAGCCGGACAGUAUGGCCUCAGCGGCCUCAGCACUCCACCUCCUGUCCCCUCGGCCCCGCCCGGGGCCCGAGCUUGGUCCUCAGCUUGGCCUGGAUGGAGGCCCGGGGGACGGUGAUCGGCAUAGCACUCCCUCCCUCCUGGAGGCAGCCUUGACCCAGGAGGCCACAGGCGCUGACAGUCAGAUCUGGCCCACGGCCCCCGACAUCACUCGUGAGACCGGCAGCAGCCUUGGAGAAAGCCCCAGGAACGGACUCCAGGAGAAGCACAAGAGCCUGGCCUUCCACCGGCCUCCCUACCACCUGCUGCAGCAGCACGACAGCCAGGACGCCAGUGCCGAGCAGAGCGACCAUGAUGACGAGGUGGCCAGCCUCGCCUCUGUAGCAGGGGGCUUCGGCCCCAAGGUCCCCACACCACGGCUGCCCGCCAAGGACUGGAAGACCAAGGGAUCCCCUCGGGGCUCCCCAAAGCUUAAAAGGAAGGGCAAGAAGGAGGACGGGGAUCCGGCUGUGGGGUCCCGGCACACAGAGCACCAGGUGGUGGAACCCCCUGAGGACUGGCCGGCACUGAUCUGGCAACAGCAGAGAGAGCUGGUGGGGCUGCGGCACAACCAGGAGGAGCUGCUGCAGCGUCUGUGCGCCCAGCUGGAAGGGCUGCAGAGCACCGUCACGGGCCACGUCGAGCGAGCCCUCGAGUCCCGGCAUGAGCAGGAGCAGCGGCGGCUGGAGCGGGCGCUGGCCGAGGGGCAGCAGCGGGGCGGGCAGCUGCAGGAACAGCUGACACAGCAGCUGUCCCAGGCUCUGUCUUCGGCUGUGGCCGGGCGGCUGGAGCGCAGCAUCCGGGAUGAGAUCAAGAAGACGGUGCCUCCAUGUGUCUCUCGGAGCCUGGAGCCUGUGGCAGGCCAGCUGAGCAGUUCAGUGGCCACCAGGCUCACAGCUGUGGAGGGCAGCAUGAAGGAGAGUAUCUCGAAGCUGCUCAAGUCCAAGAACCUGACAGACGCCAUCGCCCGAGCAGCUGCAGACACGUUACAGGGGCCGAUGCAGGCUGCCUACCGGGAAGCCUUCCAGAGCGUGGUGCUGCCCGCCUUCGAGAAGAGCUGCCAGGCCAUGUUCCAGCAGAUCAACGACAGCUUCCGGCUGGGCACCCAGGAGUACUUGCAGCAGCUCGAGAGCCACAUGAAGAGCCGGAAGGCCCGGGAGCAGGAGGCGCGUGAGCCAGUGUUGGCCCAGCUGCGAGGGCUUGUCAGCACCCUGCAGGGCGCCACCGAGCAGAUGGCAGCCACCGUGUCCAGCAGCGUUCGGGCUGAGGUGCAGCACCAGCUGCACUUGGCUGUGGGCAGCCUGCAGGAGUCCAUUCUGGCGCAGGUGCAGCGCAUUGUCAAGGGCGAGGUGAGCGUGGCGCUCAAGGAGCAGCAGGCAGCAGUCACGUCCAGCAUCAUGCAGGCCAUGCGCUCGGCCGCUGGCACACCAGUUCCUGCCGCUCACAUUGACUGCCAGGCCCAGCAAGCCCACAUCCUGCAGCUGCUGCAGCAGGGCAACCUCAACCAGGCCUUCCAACAGGCUCUGACAGCUGCCGACCUGAACCUGGUGCUGUACGUGUGUGAAACUGUGGACCCAGGCCAGGUCUUUGGACAACCGUCCUGUCCCCUCUCCCAGCCCGUCCUGCUCUCCCUCAUUCAGCAGCUGGCCUCUGACCUAGGCACUAGAACUGACCUCAAGCUCAGCUACCUGGAAGAGGCUGUGAUGCACCUGGACCACAGUGACCCCAUCACUCGGGACCACAUGGGCUCCGUCAUGGCCCAGGUGCGCCAGAAGCUUUUCCAGUUCCUGCAGGCUGAGCCACACAAUUCCCUUGGCAAAGUGGCCCGGCGGCUCAGCCUCAUGCUGCACGGCCUCGUGACGCCCAGCCUCCCUUAACUAAGCCGGCUGUGCCUAAGAUGGCACCAGAUGCCAGCAAACAAGCAGGCCUAGGCCAGGGCAGGUUAUGUCUGCCCUUAACCUGCUCAGGCUCCCACUUCGGGGUGUUCACUUCGGGGUGUUUGGGGUGGGGGGAGUGCAGGUUGUGGUAGCAGCAGGUUUAGGCUGGACCCAGGUUGGAUAUUGUGCCUUCUUGGGUUCCACCAUGCCUGGAGCAUGACCCCCGAGAUCGUGACACCAUUUGAGUUGAAUUUUCCAUGUUCCUUUUUACCUCCAAUUUGGAUCUUUUUGUUUUUGAAAAACACUGAGAAAUUCGAUUAAAUGCUUUUGGAAUAAAAUGAAGCAUGU
Molecule: messenger RNA, 4740 nt
Organism: Sorex araneus (European shrew)
Lineage: Eukaryota; Metazoa; Chordata; Mammalia; Eulipotyphla; Soricidae
Gene: EDC4
Product: enhancer of mRNA decapping 4
Exons: 29
Coding region: 169-4392 (1407 amino acids)
Biological process (GO): deadenylation-independent decapping of nuclear-transcribed mRNA
Cellular component (GO): P-body
Molecular function (GO): protein binding
Source: RefSeq, a predicted model, not a curated record